Molecule: messenger RNA, 1359 nt
Organism: Torulaspora delbrueckii
Lineage: Eukaryota; Fungi; Ascomycota; Saccharomycetes; Saccharomycetales; Saccharomycetaceae
Gene: CDC40
Product: Cdc40p
Exons: 1
Coding region: 1-1359 (452 amino acids)
Biological process (GO): mRNA splicing, via spliceosome
Cellular component (GO): catalytic step 2 spliceosome
Molecular function (GO): mRNA binding; protein binding
Source: RefSeq, a predicted model, not a curated record
AUGAGUUUAGUGCAAGGCUAUAGCUCUAGCUCAGAAUCUGAAUCAGAAGUCAAAGAACUUCAACGAAAUCAUGCGGAUAAGGGUCUUGCUUUGAAGGAGAACUCCAAUAGUGUUGUUAUCGGUGAAGAUAUAGGUAUUAAGAGAAAGCUUAAGUCAACAAAAGCAGAAGCCAAAAAGAGAAAGCUCCUUCGUAAAGGCAAAGGCCCUUGGGGAUCGUGGUCGGGUAGUGAAAGCUCAACUUCUGGCGAAGAACCAGAGAAUGAAGAAGUUUCUCAAUACUUCGAAACCGACGAGCCUGACGUGCCAAAUGAAACGCACGUUGAAAGUUCUACUUUCUAUGGGGAGUCCAAAAAAGAUUACCAAAACCGAGGAUUUCUUCACCCGCCAGCUGAGGUGGGCGUUGACUUUACAAAGAAGCUUUUGUCAUUCAAAUGUUUUCUACCAAAAAAAACUAUUCACGUUUACAGUGGCCAUCUAAAUGGUACUGGAGCUCUGCGAUUUCUGCCAAAUUCAGGCCACUUGUUUUUGUCUGGUGGUAACGAUUGCAUGCUUAGGAUCUGGGACUUCUAUCAUGAUCGUGGCUGCCUAAGAGAUUAUAAAGGGCAUUCGAAACCUAUAAAAGCCGUGGAUUUUGCAAAUGAUGGCCGUACAUUUCUAAGUGCUGCAUUUGAUCAGAAAGCGAAAAUUUGGGAUACUGAGACCGGCAAAGUUACUUCUCGAUACAACUUUCAUAGUACUCCGAACGAUCUAAAAUUUCAUCCAUCAGAGCCCAACUCAUUUAUUGUCGGAUUAUCAAACUCCAAAAUCAACCACUAUGAUGUGCGGGUUCAGGCCAAACAAGGUCUCGUUCAAGUAUAUGAUCAUCACUUGAGUAGCAUCUUGAGUUUACGGUAUUUUCCAGAUGGUUCAAAGUUCAUUUCGUCCUCAGAGGAUAAAACAGUCAGGAUAUGGGAGAAUCAAAUUAAUAUUCCUAUAAAGCAAAUUAGUGAUACAGCUCAGCACUCAAUGCCCUAUAUCGAUGUUCAUCCACAGCACCAUUAUUUCUGUACGCAGAGCAUGGACAAUACCAUCUAUACAUACGGGAUGCAACCCAAGUACAAAAGGCACCCAAACAAGUCUUUUAAGGGCCAUCAAUCCGCCGGAUACGGCAUUGGCUUUACGUUCUCGCCCGAUGGGCAUUAUAUCUGUUCUGGUGACGCGAAGAGCAACGUUAUGAUUUGGGACUGGACUACCACAAAACUUUUGAAAACCAUCAGGAUCAGUGGCGGUAAACCCAUCACGCAAGUUGCCUGGAACCCCCAAGAGACCAGUAAGGUUAUCUGUACUGGAGGUGUGGGAAAGAUUUUUUUACUCGAUUGA